CGUAUUUCGACUGUAAAACCUCCCCAAGGUCUGUCACCGUAAUGAAAGACACACGCGCGUGUGGUGCGACUACGUCGAGUUAUUGACUUGGCACCGCUACGGUUAAAAGAUGCAGCCAAAUCUAUGCGUGUGUUCCUAUGUGGCGGCAGUGGUUGUCAUUAUGUCGAGUGUUGCAUACUGUUAUCCCAGAAAACAUUUAUCACAGGACACUCAGCCUGACGCAGCAUAUUUUUAUGAAGAUGUAUAUGAUAAAAGAGGGCCCCUAGAAGACCCCGUCCUGUAUAUGUCGCCGCGGACUUACCAACCUCUGGAACAUUUCAUAAAACGAGGCUACCAAAGCAAACGGUACAGUUUGAAUGACCUGAUUGCCCGACUUCGAGCUAUGGUAGGGAGUGACGAAAUACGUCAUUCCGGAAGAUCGUCAUAUCUUCGAUUCGGCGCAGGCGGCAAAAGAUGAUAAUGACAACGGAGAAAAAACUUAUUUUUAUUGGAGAUAUUGCUAUGUUAAAAAUUACAGCGUAAUGAACACAAACACAUAUUUAUUUCAUAUCUAACUUUUAUUUGGAAGUAUUUCACACUUCAAUGACUAUCUUCUCUACCAUCGUGUCUGUGCAUUAUCUAUUUUGGGGGAAAACCUUUUGAAAACAUAUUCCAUUGACGUAGAAAGAUAAAACUAAAGGGUGUGUUUAAAAUAGUAUCGGAUGCUGUGUCGUGUAUACAGCUCACUUUCUCCCUAAAUCAAUAAAAUGCAGAUUUUAUUUGUG
Messenger RNA from Pecten maximus, 764 nucleotides. RefSeq lists its product as uncharacterized. The coding region runs from base 110 to 457 and encodes 115 amino acids. Lineage: Eukaryota; Metazoa; Mollusca; Bivalvia; Pectinida; Pectinidae. The transcript is spliced from 4 exons. The record is from RefSeq and is a predicted model, not a curated record.